Paracoccidioides brasiliensis Pb18 is the source of this 657-nucleotide messenger RNA. RefSeq lists its product as uncharacterized. The record is from RefSeq and is a predicted model, not a curated record. Bases 1 to 657 code for a protein of 218 amino acids. The transcript is spliced from 3 exons.
AUGAGCCUCUGGCCUUCGCCUGGGGAGAAGCACGAUGUGGAAAUGGACCCCGAGGAGCGGAGCCUGAUGACCUUUUCCGACGUGGAGCAUAACCGUGAUAAGGAACGACCUGGGAGGAAGUAUCAUCAUGAGAACAACACCGGCAAUUUGUCUACAACCCCAGAGCCUGAGACUUCCAUUCUGGGCAGCAUCAAUGAGUCAGCUUCAGAAGUGCCUGUAAAGAGCUGGGCAACCUGGCAGAGCCGAUCCGUCACAUCCAAUGCGUCUGGCGGAAGAGAGAUCGGCGAGAAACGCAGACGGGAGCCAUGGGAUGCCAAUAAUCUAGUAUCCAUCUGGCUGGCGCUUUUCGGUAUGGAAUCUUCCUCUCCCGUCUCCCAAUCACUUUGCACCGCCCGAUUUCUUAGCUUCGACCACUGUCCAUAUCUGCUUAGCUGCCCCAGUUGCCUGCGCAUGUUCAAGAGCGUCACGGCACUAACCGCCCACUGUGAAUCGGCCCCUGUGCGCUGCAAGAUAAACAAGGAUAAAAAUUACGCUGCCAUCAUGGACGAGAUAUCCGCAGGACUGAUCGGGGCAGAUGGAGAAAACGAAGAUGGCUCCGUCAGGUAUAGAACCAUCUCAGCAGAGGAAGCUGGAAUUGACUUGAAGAAAGUCGAUUGA